AUGUUCAGGUCUCUGGCCCCCCGUUCGUUGGUUUCCCGCAGAUCGGUAUCGUACAUUCUCCCUACGAUCCCGCUCUUGGAAAAUCUCAAAUCGACCAACCAGAAUUUUAACGGCCUCUACCUGAGCAAAUCAAUUGAAGAAUUAUGGUUUGGUCGUGGACAGGCCAUCGUCAACCGUUUGAACACACAGCUUGAGGAAAAUAAGGUGGCCAACCCGCCCGCAGACUUGAACCAGUUGAUCACCGUUACGUUCAACAAGCCUGCCUUGGAGGGAAUCUACGCCCAGGCAUCCUUGUUGCACAACUUGCAAUUCUGCUUGGAAUCUUUGAAACCUAGUACAGCCGACGAUGCUCAGCUGCGUGUUGUCAAGGCGCAGGAGUCACUGUUGUUACAGACACCAAGCAUUGCUACUGAAUUUUCCAAUGAGCCUCGAGAUGAGGCAUUGGUGGAGUGGAUAGUGGACUCGUUUGGAUCGAUCGCUGAGUUCAGAACACUUUUGCUCAACAGUGCAAAGAGCAUUAAGGGAGACGGAGUCACAUGGUUAGUGGCUCAGGCAACUUACUCCGAGUCGACAUUGCGUAACGUUUCUGGUUCUGACUUGUCGUAUAACAAGUUGGCUGUGGUGAACACAUACAAUGCUGGAAUUGUAGAUGAUUCCAUCAGAUCUGGCCAAGUGACAAAAUUGAAGCAGCAGAAAGCUGCCAAGGAAGCUGCCUUAAAGAGAAAACAAGAGGAACGCAAAGAGCAAGAAGGUGAGGACGUUGUGGAGGAGGAUGUUGUUCCAGCAAAGGACUUGUUGACGUUGGGAACGGUUGAAGAGGCCGAGGAGGCACUUUUGUUCCUGGACAAGAAGUUGGUGCCAUUGCUUGCGCUUGACGGGUCUAUGAGAGCAUACAUGAGAGACUACGGAGUUUUUGGCAAGCAGCAAUACUUGGAGAACUUGUGGGAUUGCAUUGAUUGGAGUGUGGCAGCCAAGAGAGCGCCACGUCGGUUCAAGCCUUCGGUGGUGUUUGAGAACUAG
Messenger RNA from Sungouiella intermedia, 1020 nucleotides. The record is from the annotation of a GenBank genome assembly. NCBI's taxonomy places the organism in Eukaryota, Fungi, Ascomycota, Pichiomycetes, Serinales, Metschnikowiaceae.